Hippocampus zosterae (dwarf seahorse) is the source of this 4683-nucleotide messenger RNA. It is a transcript of the gene neto2b, whose product is annotated as neuropilin (NRP) and tolloid (TLL)-like 2b. The coding region runs from base 2702 to 4345 and encodes 547 amino acids. The record is from RefSeq and is a predicted model, not a curated record. NCBI's taxonomy places the organism in Eukaryota, Metazoa, Chordata, Actinopteri, Syngnathiformes, Syngnathidae. The transcript has 12 exons. Gene Ontology annotation, molecular function: protein binding.
UUUCAUGUUAACGAACCUGCGGGCCAUCACGUACCUGCGACUUGGUUCGAGUCUUUCCUUGUCUGGGAAGACCUCACUUUGCAGCAGCCCACGAUAGGGCGAGCAAGAAGUGCACUUUCUCAUCGAACCAUCGGUUGUGAGAUGCCGAUUUUUUUGAUAUAUUAAAGCAUGUGUACAUUGUUACAAGUGGUUAGCGCAUCGACCUCACAGUGCAGAGGUACCGGGUUCGAUUCCAGUUCCGGCCUUCCUGUGUGGAGUUUGCAUGUUCACUCCGUGCCUGUGUGGGUACUCCGGUUUCCUCCCACAUUCCCAAAACAUGCGUGGCAGGCUGAUUGAACACUCAAAAUUAUCCCUAGGUGUGAGUGUGAGCGCGGAUGGUUGUUCAUCUCUGUGUGCCCUGCGACUGGCGAGCAACCACUUCAGUGUGUCCCCUGUCUACUGUCCGAAGACAGCUGGGAUGGGCUCCAGCAUACCCCGUGACCCUUGUGAGGAAUAAAGUGGUUCAGAAAAUGGAUGGAUGGACGGAUGGCUGUAUAUUGUUGCACCCAUGUUUUGCUGGUGAAAAUUGACAGCAACAAAUGUUCCUGAUGACCAAGCAAUCAGAGAAUGAAAAAAAAUGCUCAUGUCAUUCAGGUCUAGAGCUCUAGGCCUGCGAGAAUGAAUUUAGAUUAGUUCAAGAAAUCGAAUUUAAUUGAAGAUACAUGGACUCGUGCUACUGAAUCUAAAGGCAAUGGGCAGGUUGUGUGAUUUGGUGAGCAGGAACCGGACCCUUCUCACCUUGAUUUCGUCAACUUAUACAUACGCUUUGUCACAACAGUACUGCAUUAGUAUUCCUCACACUUACCCGCUGUUGCGUUGGCUCACAAAGGGGGUUUCAAACAUUUCCGGCAGCCACACAGGAAGAGAGACCGCAGCAGGAGGAAGGAGGAUUUUGUCUCACUUUUAAUCCCUUAGUUCAUCAACGUCUGCUUUCUAGGCACCUGAUUACAUCACACCCAGCAGGCAAGACCCCACGGGGUUGCCGUGGUGAUGGCAUUUGUCCUUAAUGCCUCUUGGCUUACUUUUCUUUUGAACGUUAUCUGGUUUUCACUAAUGCCAAGAGUGGAUCACUCACGGUGGCAGUCGCAGUGUCACAGCUGGUGUUCAUAGAAACCCUCUACAAGUCCCACAGACUUAGUUGUCUUGUCUCCAAUGUCACCCAUCUUAUAUUGAGUUGGUUUGAAACACAAUUUUGGGAGAUCUCAAUGUGAGGUCCAACAGACAUUUUCACAAUGUUCACAAAUACCCCUGGAUGUGAAUAACUGGACUCACUCUCUACCACCAGGACUUACCCCUUAUGCCUCUUGUUGACAAACAUGGUCAAAAGGUCUUAUAAAUGGGGCACAACCAUGCAGUGUAAUGCCUAAAUACAGUAUUGGUCUGGCUGUACUUGCGUGAUCUCUCUCUCUUGGUUUAAAGCCCUCUUGUAGCAUCCUCCUCCUCCUUCUCUCCUCCUCCUCCUCCUUCUUGUCAUCGCUCUUCCUCACAUCACUCGCGUACUGAUUCAAUAUCUUGACUCGUGUGAUGUGCGAGUAUCAGUUUCCUUCCUCCGGUAGGGCGCACAUCUGCUGGCGUCGGGGAAUAUUAGGAGGAAAACGAGUCUUCAUCUUCAUCUGUCACGUAUCAAUGACAUUGGCGUAGACAUGUGGAUUGUCGCUCGGGUUUUCAUAUAAAAGCCAACACUCAACACUCCCAGCUGAGAAGAUGAAUGUAGGUGAGUAAGACAUUCAUUACUUGUAUUUUCUUUUCUGGUUCAAUCAGAAUUGAGCAGUUGCUAGUUAAGUGAGUAGCACCUUUGAUCUUUAUAUCAAGGUGUUGUUGGUCUUGAGCUCAGCAACAAUGUGUAACAGCACUUGCCUUUUUUUUGUACAGACAAAAAAAGAUGAAUUGAAAAUGUUCUUUUUGGGCGCCUAUUUGGUCACAUGUUAAAAAAGUAACGAAGAUAUUAAUUUCAUGAUGGUGUGGUUGGUUGUGCAGCAUGGUUUAAACAUACUUAUGUACAUACAUACACCAAGUUUAAACAAGACAAAAAGAAAAUCAAUUAGGAGAAAUGCAACUCGAACCAAAAACAAUGUGGCACAUGCUCAGAACCAUAAUCCGGUUUGUUCCGAAGGCUCAUUUGAUUUGACUUCCCAUUUGAUUAGCUGUUCAACUGAUUUGUUCAACUGUGAUUCAAAUUUCAAAUCGCAACAAAACUACUUUCCCAUUCUUGACCACUCAUGGAAACAAGUUCCAGAAUUUCACACAAUGUACUACAGUUCACUCUUGUUCGGCUACGUUGCCCUCUCUGAAGCGGGUAAGUUACCCAAAAUGUUAGAAACAACAGUCAUUGGUAAACUGGCCAUUUCCAUAACAAUGCAAACUACAGGCAAACUGAAAUCAUAUGAGAAACUUACUUGAUGCAUUUGUCGUAUUGACUCUUACUGGACCACAAAAGUGCACCUAAUAGUGUCACAAAAUGUGUUUUUGGUUUUCCAGAGGCAUGAUUCAGAGUGCUAGCUUUGAAUUUCAAUGCCGUCGGACACAUCAUUGAGAUGUUAUUGAAAAGUUGCGAUGCGCUGUGUGUGUGCAGUGGGUCAGCAUCACAUGGCACGGUGGCAGCAAGCCGCAGCACAUUUCAGCACCGCCGGGCAUCCUGCUCUACACUAAAAACAAUGUCUGGAUGCUUCUCCUUUUCAUUCAGGAGGGAUUUGCUCUGGCUCAGAAGACUGCAGAUGAUGGUGGCGCAUCCAAAGGGCUCAAACCCUCUCAGAGGCCACCACGUUCUCGCCACUGUGGAAACUGGAUACGACACACAGACGGCGGCAGCUUCAGCUCCCCAAACUACCCCAACACCUACCCCCCCAACAAGGAGUGCUUGUAUGUGUUAGAAGCAUUCCCCCGGCAGAGGAUCGAGCUGCAGUUCAACAAGUCCUUCUACAUCGAGGCGUCCUUCGAGUGUCGCUUCGACCACAUCGAGGUGCGCGAUGGCCCCUUCAGUUUCUCACCGCUCAUUGACCGCUUCUGCGGCGCCACCUGCCCUGGGCUGGUCCUCUCCAGUGGACGCUUCAUGUGGAUCCGCUUUUAUAGCGAUGAAGAACUGGAGGGGAUCGGUUUCCACGUCCGCUACAGCUUCACUGCAGACCCGGAGUUCUAUCUACAUGUGGGGGGGCUCCUCAACCCCAUACCAGAUUGUCAGUUUGAGUUGUCCGGGGCUGACGGCCUGAUCCGAUCCAGCCAAGUGGAGGAGGAGUACAAGGUCAAGCCCGACCAGGCAGUGGACUGCAUUUGGACCAUACGCGCCCCGACUCACAACAAGAUUUACCUGAGAUUCUUGGAGUACCAGAUGGAGAAUUCCAACGAGUGCAAGAAGAACUUUGUGGCUGUGUAUGAUGGAAGCAACGCCAUCGAAGACCUCAAGGCCAAAUUUUGCAGCACCGUGGCCAACGACAUCAUGCUGGACACCGGCGUGGGCGUGGUGAGGAUGUGGGCGGACGAGAGCAGCCGACUCAGUCGCUUUCGGAUGUUGUUCACCUCUUUCGCUGAUCCUCCGUGUGUCGGCAGCACCUUCUUCUGUCACAGUAACAUGUGCAUCAACACUUCUCUGGUGUGCAACGGAAUACAAAACUGUGUCUUUCCCUGGGAUGAAAGCAACUGCAAAGAGAAGAAACAGAAAGGAAUCUUCCAGCACAUGACGAGAACUCACGGCACGGUGAUCUGCGUGUCCACAGGCGUUGUCAUGCUUCUCCUUGUCAUCUCCAUCUUGGUGCAGAUCAAGCAGCCGCGCAAGAAGGUGUUGGUACGCAAGAAUAACUUGUUCCAGCGAGGGGACUACCACUCAUCGUUUGAGCCUCCGCACUAUGAACUCUUGACCCUCAGAGAAAAGAAGCUGUCAGGGGACCAGGGAGAUCUUUCAGAAGAGCUUCAGUCCCUACAAGCCUUGAGAAGGUCAUCUUCAGGCUCACGCUGCGUUCAUGAGCACCACUGUGGCUCUCAGGCCUCGCUCAACUCCAUCAAAGGCGCUCACCGGGCGGCUCGCGGCUCUUUGGAGAUCAGAUCGAUUCGAGGCGAUGUCCAGAGGGCACCUCUUCUUUUGCGCGACUCUACCAGCAGCCUGCGCAAGAAAAGCUGGCCUAGCGUCAAAGCCGCCACCAGUUUCCACACGCAGUACAGCCUGGCAGAACGACACCACCGAGUCUUGGAGGACCACGAAGACGACCUUGGAGCGGGGGAAGGCGCCGGCUAUGACAUGUACCUACAUAGGGCUGCCAAUAGGAGAGGUCGCUACGAGAUGGCCCAGCAGAGGUCUUUAUCCAUGGACUUUUAAUCCAACUAAACCCACUAGAACUAAAACGCUACAAUUUGUCAGCCUUCAGGGUUUUUUUGUGUUUUUUUUGUUGUUGUUUUUUUUGCUAAGUAUGCAUACUAAGUGUGUUACUUAGCAUACAUUUCAUUAGCCAGGUUUACAUGUGGAUUUAUUUUUUAUCAUUCUGAUUGAAUUCAUUCUGAUUGAAGAUCUCUGGUCAACUGUUUUUAUGUGAUAUUUAUGUUUACAUGUGCCAUUAUACGGAAUAAGAACAGCGAUUUUACAGCCGCAUGGUAACCACAGAUCGGUGUAAAGAUCACAUCAUGUAUGCACAUUAAAAAACAAAGUCGUCAAUUUCA